UGCAGGACGUCGAGCGCGCGCGUCUGGCGAGUGGCAACCCGACUGGCCACAUCGCGCCCCGGCCGCGUGUGCGGGGCGGAGGGCGGGGCUGGAGACCUGCGGCGGCGGGCGAUGCGGGCGGCUGCGGGCGCGCGGCUGGCUCGGCUCGGCGGCCGCCGCCGCCGCCUUCUCGGGCCCCGGCGCGGGGGUCGCCUCGGCUGCCGCGCCGUCCUUGAGCUCCUGGCGUGAGGAGCGGUCGGAGACGAGCACCGCGUUCAAGGCCGAGAAGGGUUCCGCGCACGGCCCGCCCCUUGCUAUGGACAGUGCCAUCACUCUGUGGCAGUUCCUUCUUCAGCUCCUGCAGGAGCCUCAGAAUGAGCACAUGAUCUGCUGGACGUCUAACAAUGGCGAGUUCAAGCUUCUGCAGGCCGAGGAGGUGGCGCGUCUCUGGGGCAUUCGCAAGAACAAGCCUAAUAUGAAUUACGACAAGCUCAGCAGAGCCCUGAGAUACUACUAUGUAAAGAACAUCAUUAAAAAAGUGAAUGGUCAGAAGUUUGUGUACAAGUUUGUCUCUUAUCCAGAGAUUUUGAAAAUGGAUCCUCUAACGGUAGGCAGGAUUGAGGGAGACUGUGAAACUCUAAAUUCCAUUGAAGCCAGCGGUUCCAAAGAUGCAGAGAGCGGGGGAAAGGAGCGGGCACCCCAGCCUGCAGCCAAGACAUCUAGUCGCAACGACUACAUACACUCUGGUUUGUAUUCUUCAUUUACUCUCAACUCUCUGAACACCUCCAAUAAGAAGCUUUUCAAGUCAAUAAAGAUAGAGAAUCCAGCUGAAAAACUGGCGGAGAAAAAAACUCAGGAGCCAGUACCAUCUGUCAUCAAAUUUGUAACAACACCUGCCAAAAAGCCACCCAUUGAACCUGUUGCCGUUACCUUUUCCACAAGCCCGAGUAUUUCUCCGUCUUCUGAAGAAACCAUUCAAGCUUUGGAGACGCUGGUUUCUCCCACACUACCCUCUCUGGAAGCCGGCUCUGCAUCCAUUCUGGCUACUGCCUUUAACCCCGCCUCUCCAGUCCCCCCGGCACCCCUCCCUCCGAAGGAGCCUCCUAGGACGCCUUCUCCACCAUUGAGUUCUAACCCAGACAUCGACACAGACAUUGACUCCGUGGCUUCUCAGCCAAUGGAACUUCCAGAGAACUUGUCACUGGAGCCUAAAAAUGAGGAUUCAGCUUUGCCAGAAAAGGACAAAACAAAUAACUCAUCAAGGUCCAAGAAGCCCAAAGGGUUAGAACUGACGCCCGCCCUUGUGGUCACAGGCAGUGACCCCAGCCCCCUGGGGAUCUUAAGUCCAUCUCUCCCAACAGCGUCUCUUACACCAGCCCUUUUUUCACAGACGCCCAUCUUGCUGACUCCGAGUCCCUUGCUCUCCAGCAUCCACUUUUGGAGUACUCUCAGCCCGUUUGCUCCCCUGAGCCCAGCCAGACUGCAAGGUGCUAAUACGCUUUUCCAGUUUCCAUCCGUGCUCAACAGUCAUGGACCCUUCACUCUGUCUAGCCUGGACGGACCUUCCACUCCUGGCCCAUUUUCUCCAGACCUACAGAAGACAUAACCCAUGCAGUUGUGGACUAAGAGACCAAGGAGCUAAGAAACAGAGAUGUCCAACAUGAUUUGGUUUGGAAUGAGGGCAAGUUCUGCAGUGCUCAUACAGACUGUUGUGAUUUUCCCAUGGCCUGUUGAAGGCCUUGUCAGGAUUCCCUGAAGUUGGACUGUAUAAAAAUGCCUUAAUUGGAGUCCAAACUCCACCUCACUUCUUUUUUAAAAGGUUGUUAUUGCUGUUUUUUGUUUAUUUUCUUAAGCUUUGUGCAAAAAAAAAAAAAAAAUUGGUCUGUUGGGGUUUAGCUGUGUUUUGCAAGAAAGUUCCAGAACAAAGUUACUGGUCCUACAUGUUAGGACUCUUUGGCCAGGGAGAAAAAGUAUGCUUAGAAUCUGUUAUUUUUAAAAAAUACUUGUUAGCUGUGUAUGAUGGCCCACCUCUGUGAUCCCAGCACUUGGGAAGCUGAGGCAGGAGAACACCAAGGGUUGAGGGCCAGCCUGAGAUAUAUAUAUAGAGAGAGACUGUCCCAAAAGGAUAAAAAUACUACUUCAAGGAAAUUGGUAGUCUGUUUAGUAGUAAGUAUGCUCUGUUGAAUGACUAAAAGGAGCCGCUCAUGAACAGUGGGAAAAAUAAUCAUUCCUGUUCUUAGGAGUAUAGAGUAUUACCAUGGGGAGGCUCUGUUUUGCUGUGAGCUCUGACAUGAUGGCUCCAUAGAAAGGCAUCUUGUUUGCCCUCAUCCUGGGUGGGAUCUCUGUGCUGUACCUGUGAUCUCGUCUGAACCUGUCAACAGGCCCUGAGUUUGUUUGUUUUUUUUAACACUCAGGCUCUGAAAGCUCAGUUUUAAUGUGGGUCUUGGGGCAUUCCGUGAAAAUACAGGACCCUCACUUCAGGCACAGACCUCUUGUCUGCUCUCUGAGUGGUGUGGUUCUGUAUCUGUGCAGCACAUCUCAGAAAAUGAUUGUUAGGAGAACAGAGUUGGGGUUUGAAAAUUGAAUAUUGGAAGCAAGCAAAAAGGUUCAGUUGAAAACCCUGAGACAUAAGGAGGGGCCUUUCCUAGCCAGAAGACACCCCGAGUGACGGCCCCCUUUUCUUCUUGCUAAUUUUAUCCACUUCUGCUGUGCACUCGCCGUGUGUCCUUUUACAUCUGAGGUCGGAGGAUAGCAGUGUUAGGGUGGAAUCAGGAAGGUGGGCUUGAAAGGGAAACUUUCCCGUCAGUCAGGAGAUAGGUGUGCUCAUUUCUUUCCAAAAGUGGUUUAAAUUAUGGAGGAUCAGAUUGCAUGUGGCCAUUCUCAUACAUAGGAAUAUGCUUGUUAAAUUAGUAAUGAGAACUACUUCUCAUUACUACGGCCACCUUCUCAUAUUGUCACAUUUAUGAAAUACUGUGUGGUAAGUCAGAGCCAGGAGUACGCAGGGACAUUGAUCUCUCAGACUGAAUUGAGAGCAGUCUCAGAGUGGAAUCUUGAAAAUUUUGACUCUAAAGUCCAGAACUAAAUUAAAUUACACGCCCCAUCCUCCACCCACUAAACCCUAGACACGACCUGAGUGGAAUGACGUAGGGCUGGCAAGCUCAGGAUGACCCAUGGAUACAGAGUGGCGUCUUUCAGGUGCACAGCACUGGCUGUCCGGUGCCAAGACGCUGAAGUACAGAAGUGUGUGCUGGCUGGGUAGUGAAGGGUGGCAGUGAGCUCCCGCUUCGUGGGGCAGUUGGAGACCUGUUACUGGUUCCUUUGUGGUUGUCUACAUGUUCUGUUCUCAUGACGUGCAAUAGUAGGGUUGAAAGGUCAUGUUCAGAGUGAAGGGAACAGGCACUGUAACGCGCUUUCUUCCCAUGUGGAAUAUUUAGUUUGCAUGCAUAUUUGGAAUUACCCUCAGCAGCACUUUGUAGUAAUUUAGUGGGUUAAUAUAGUGUGUACUAAGUAAAUAUGAGAGUAGACCUACCUAGGUGUUUGAAAUUCUAGAAAACAUAAAAAAAGUUUAUCUUCCUGAGUUAAAGGAGAAAAGCCAUUGGUUUAUUUUCACAGAUGAUAUAUUUGAUAACUUGCUGUUUUUAGCACAGAGGUGCCAUGGAUCCAAGGGCACCAUUGAAACUCAGGCUGGGUGUGGUAGCACAGGUCUGUGAUCCCAGCACUUGGGAAGUGGAAGCUGGAGGAUCAAGAAUCAGGGAUAGGCUCAGCUACGCAGUGAGUUUGAGACUAGCUUGGACUACAUGAGACCCUGUCUCGAAAAACAGAAGCAAAAAACUCAGAGCAACUUUGUAAGAAACCAUGAGGCCUUGGGCAGUAGAGGGACCUGCUUUCUUCUUGAAAUGAGUGAAUUCGAAGAAGUGUGUGUGUGUGUGUGUGUGUGUGUGUGUGUGUGUGUGUGUGGCGCGCGCGCACUCUCGUGCUCGCCUGUAUCCUUUUUAAAGUCAGUUUCUAACCUUGCUGUAUGUGUGAGGCAGACAUUUCUUCCUGUAGACUACCUCCUUCCUGAAAAAGUCUGAGCUUUGUAUGGUUUGAAUAACCAUAGAAUUCUUAGCGUCCACAGGUCAGUAUUCAGGGGAGAUUCUGUACCUUCAGCUUACAUCUGGCAUCCACGCCCAGUCAUCUUGCCAGGGCAAAUGGUGCUGGGUAUCAGUAGACAGAGGCAGGGGAGAUGAGCAGGUUGUCAGGGGUUGAGACAUCUUCUGAGGCCUCUUGGCUUUUCUUCUGCUCUGGACCAUCUCUGCUCAGCUCAGUGACUGAAGGUGUAAGAGUCGGGGUUUCAGGGUCCUGGGAAGACCUGGGUUUGGAGAGUCUGCUGGUUUCCUUGGUUUUCUGUGGCUCAGUGUGGUGCCCCACACCCCUGUGUAUACUUCCCUGGAUGCAUUUUCACUUGAUCUGUACUUUUCUCUUACUCAUGCUGAUUUUUUUAAAUACAAAAUUAAAAUGUCAGGUCUAACUUAAGUGAUCUUUUAAUGACUUCUCAUAAUAUUAUUGUGAUGUUACAGUCCUUGUAGUCUAUGUGUUUGAAUAAGAGUAGACAUUUCCACUGAUUAAAAAAGUAUGUAAUAUAUAAUUGAAUCUAAAAGCCCUCAGAAGGCCAUCAUUAAGCUUCAUUGAGUUAAAAUAUAAGUUUAUUUUCCCUUACAUUUUAACAGUUAAAAUAUAAGUGUAAUUUUUUUUU
Messenger RNA from Peromyscus leucopus (white-footed mouse), 4714 nucleotides. It is a transcript of the gene Elk4, whose product is annotated as ETS transcription factor ELK4. The record is from RefSeq and is a predicted model, not a curated record. Gene Ontology annotation, biological process: regulation of transcription by RNA polymerase II; cell differentiation. Gene Ontology annotation, molecular function: sequence-specific DNA binding; DNA-binding transcription factor activity, RNA polymerase II-specific. Gene Ontology annotation, cellular component: nucleus. Lineage: Eukaryota; Metazoa; Chordata; Mammalia; Rodentia; Cricetidae.